Molecule: messenger RNA, 2879 nt
Organism: Larimichthys crocea (large yellow croaker)
Lineage: Eukaryota; Metazoa; Chordata; Actinopteri; Sciaenidae
Gene: cd93
Product: CD93 molecule
Exons: 1
Coding region: 137-1837 (566 amino acids)
Molecular function (GO): calcium ion binding
Source: RefSeq, a predicted model, not a curated record
AACAGUGCAGAGCCUGCCAUUGUUUUCUAUAGCAAAAACGGAACUGGUCAGCAGGGGAGAAAAAAAGAACCCAUAACUGCUGCUAAACAUGGUUUCCGUCUUUAGUUUGUGUCCCAAACAGGAUACAGGAGCAUGAAUGUUAGUUUCAGACCCUGACCACUUGUUUUUGGAUACGAAUGGACAACCACGCAUUGGUCACAUUUUAUCCCAAACCUCACAGGGAACUUCUGGGUCAUCUAAUUUGUUGAUCUCCAUGGCAGUUAUGUUGUUUUUGGUACUGCUGCUCGCCAACAGCUUUGAGGGUAUCUCUGGAGCUGGACAGGAGACGCUCUGCACCUCUAAUGCCUGCUACACCCUGAAUAUGGUCAAUGGGAGCUUUGAGACGGCCAAUCAAAACUGUACGUAUAAUGGAGGUUAUCUGAUGACAGUCAGAGACAGAGAAGAAGAGGAUGUGCUGCGUUUGCUUCUCUCACAGAUCAAAAGACAGCAUCGGGAAAAGGGGUUUAAAUUUUGGAUUGGAUUAAAACGGCACAGUGGCGACUGUCUGUCAUCUGAUCAAGAGACCAAGAGUCUCAGGGGAUUUAAGUGGGUAUCUGGGGAGGAAGAUUCCCACUACUCCAACUGGGAAAAAGAACCUGCCAACACAUGCAUGGAGAGGUGCGUGAUGGUUCGAGAUAAACAACUUAAAUGGACAGCUGGAAGUUGCAAAAGCAGUAUUUUUUAUGCAUGUAAGUUUUACUUUAAGGGAAUGUGCAAACCUUUAGCUCUGUCGGGGCCAGGAGAAAUCACCUACACACUGCCCUUCUCACAAGAGCCACAAAGACUUGAAAUGCAGUCGUUGCCUUUAGGGACAUAUGCUGACAUUUCAUGUAGUGACACACAGCAUGAUACUUUAUGCAUGUUUAUGGAUGGCGUCUAUCAUUGGAAGGACCCUGGUCCAUUUUGCAAGCAAAAUUGUAUGAUCAACAACGGCGGAUGUGAACAUUUGUGCCAUUCAGGUACAGAUCAGGUCCACUGCUCUUGUAAAGAAGGUUACUCCCUGGAUAAGAAUGGAUUCACUUGCAGGACAAAAGAGUUGUGUCCAAAUGGCUUUCAACUGGAUGCAGACCAGCGCACCUGCUCUGACAUUGAUGAGUGCCAGUCACAAAUCUGUGAGCAUUUAUGCAUAAAUACUCAUGGUAAUUACACAUGCGUGUGUAAAGAUGGCUACCAGAUGGUGGGCGGUAAGUGCAGUGACAUAGACGAGUGCACACAACGGAAAUGUGAGCAUGGUUGCUCGAACAGCAUCGGAUCCUACUCUUGUUACUGCAGGCAGGGCUUCACUUUAUCUGAAGAUGGCCACUCAUGUGUCGACACAAAUGAAUGCGUCAGCAAUCGCUGUCAGUUUAAAUGCAUCAAUACUAACGGCAGCUUCUUGUGCACCUGUCCACAAGGUUUCCAUGUGGAGACUGAUGGAUUGACUUGCACUCCAGAAGUGACAGAAACAUCAGUUCCUUCAUCAGAGUCUUUGACCAGAACCACAGUUGAGCUCCAACACCAGUCUCCUCACACUGAUGCACCACCUCCUGAGCUGGUGAACAUCACACAAAGCAACACAUCCUCGGUGGCGAGUUUUGCCAAGACAUUUAAUUCCAGGGUGAUAAUCUGUGUCCUCGGGUCAGUCAUCCCUCUGCUGAUUUUGGUAGCAGUGACUCUGGCUAUUAUGAUUUUUCGAUGCAGUCGCACCAAAAAAGAAGCCAAGAAAAACACCACUACAGAUGGCUACUGUUGGGUGUCCUCUGGUUUGGAUCCACGAUUAGAAAAACUGUAUGAGUCCAUUUUGACUGAUGAUCUAUGACCUGAUAGUGAGGGAGAAGACUGUCUUCAUGGAUUGUUAUGUUAAUUUAUGUUAUUUAUGUUAUUGCAAGCUCUCGAGGCUAGACUAUGAGUUGUUGUAAAUGAUUACAUAUCAAAUCACAAAUCAGAAAAAAAAGUCUUUAUUGUUGUUAUUGUAAGUUGAUUUGAUUAGAUUUGAUGUUGUUCACAGUUAGAAAGACAAUAUUGUAUAUAGAGUAGAAACACAGUGGGUAAAAUAUUAAUAAUAUGGUGAAUUUGUCAAGAAGUAACACAGUGCUGUGGAGGUGUUGGUGCAAAAGGGCAGUUAUGGAGAGGAUGUGGGGGGCUGAGGGUGUAGAAAUGUGAGUUUGAACUGGAUUCCAGAUGAUUUCAAAAGGUUUUGAUUUGGGUUUAACAGAAAGAAAGUUGUACCAGGAAGUAAUGUUGAAAGUGAGCAUUUUAAUAGUAGUAACAUUUUCUGUUAUUUUGCCAGUAGGCAUGUUUGAGUAAUGUACAGUAUGUACCACACCACCACUGUCAGUUCACUAAACCUGUGAUCAGCUCCUGGCAAAGAACAUAUCAUUCUUACUGCUUCAUUUAGACUUAAAGAUUAUAUAUUGUGUUCCAAUAUCACAUGGCAAUAAUGAAGGAGAAUUUAGAUAGUUUACUUAAAACUGCAGUAAUGUGCUGUGUAUUUUUUCGGCCAUUUAGGGGCAGCAACACCUUUCACAUCAUCACAUUUUUGCAUGGUUGUUUGAUCCAUUGUUAUUUUAAAAACAUAAAAUGUCACGUCACCAGAUCAUGUCAUGUAGCGAAGUUAAAAGUACAAUAUGUACAUUUAAGAUGUUGUAAAGUACUUCAGAAUUGUAUUAAAUUAUUAUUAUAAAGAAGUUGAGCACAGGGAUGUAUUUGGACACAAAUCAACUGACAACAACUGUUUACUUUAUAAAAGGAGUUUGCACGUCUGAUGCUGGUGUAAAUAUAUUGUAAUGAUAAACACAUGUACAUCAGAGCAUCAAAGCAAUAUGUUAAAGUCAUGCUAUGAGACAAAAACAAAAUAAACU